AUGACACACACCAAACCAAGUUAUAGGCUGGGAUGUGAGAGCAGCUCCCGCACACUGCUCCCUGCUCCUCUGGCCUCAGGCUGGGGCCCCUCAGCAUCCCCUCCACACCCCCUCCGAGCGCUGCAUCAGACCUGCCCCGAAGACCCGGGAUACAAGUACAGGUUAAUGGAGGGGAUGGAGGACCUUCUGUUUUACACCAUCACAGAGGGCAAAGACACCAUUCCCCUGUCGCAUUUCGUCACCGUCCUGAAGAAAACUGGUUUGUUGAUGACGGACCCUCGGCUGCGUGACUGUGUGAAGACCAUGAGACAAGCGUCGCGUGAGUCUGUCGGCCCGGUGAUGAUGGACAAGACAUUGUUCAGAAGAUGCGUCGGCAACAUCAUCCUGCUGCUGACCAAGGCGCUAAAGAAAAAGUUCAUCAUUCCAGAGUUUGAGGAGUUUGUGCUGCAGGUGGAUAAAAUGUUUGACAGCGCACAGCAACAAGAAGGAGGACAGGUGGCUGACUAUAUUCCACAGCUGGCCAAGUUCAGCCCUGAUCUUUGGGGCGUGUCUCUCUGCACAAUCGAUGGACAGAGACACUCUGUGGGCGACACAAAGAUCCCGUUCUGUCUGCAGUCUGUGGUGAAGCCUCUGGAAUACGCCAUCGCGGUGCACAAAUACGGCACGGAGCAUGUGCACAAGUUUGUGGGCAAAGAGCCAAGCGGACUCAAAUUCAACAAACUGUCUCUCAACGACGAAGAUAAACCUCAUAACCCAAUGGUGAACGCUGGAGCCAUUGUGGUCAGUUCUCUCAUUAAGCCCGUGUCCAAUAAGGCUGAACGGUUCGACUAUGUAAUGGAUUUCCUCAAGAGCAUGGCAGGUUCAGAGUACGUGGGCUUCAGUAAUGCAACCUUCCAAUCAGAGCGGGAGACCGGAGAUAGGAAUUAUGCCAUUGGCUACUACCUCAAGGAGAAGAGGUGUUUUCCAGACAAUUCAGACAUGAUGGCAGCCCUGGACUUUUACUUUCAGCUGUGCUCUAUAGAAAUUACCUGUGAGUCUGGAAGUGUCAUGGCUGCCACUCUGGCCAAUGGAGGCAUCUGUCCGAUCAGCGGAGAGCGGGUGCUGAGCGCAGAGGCCGUGAGGAACACCCUGAGCCUGAUGCACUCCUGCGGCAUGUACGACUUCUCCGGACAGUUCGCCUUCCAAGUUGGGUUGCCGGCUAAAUCCGGAGUGUCUGGAGCAGUUCUGUUGGUGGUUCCUAAUGUUAUGGGUGUAAUGUGCUGGUCGCCCCCUUUGGACAGACUCGGGAACAGCGUCCGGAGCAUUCACUUUUGCCAAGACUUGGUUUCUCUCUUCAAUUUCCAUAAUUAUGACAACCUGCGACACUUUACCAAGAAGCAUGAUCCACGCAGAAAAGCAGAUGAAGACCCUAACAAGUUUGUGGUCAACCUCAUGUUUGCAGCCUACAGUGGUGACGUGAAUUCUUUGAGAAGAUUCGCGCUCUCCGGAGUGAACAUGGAGCUGACCGACUACGACUCCCGCACGGCUCUUCACAUCGCUGCAGCAGAAGGCCAAGUCGAAGCAGUCAUUUUCCUCACCGAAAUCUGCAAAGUGAAUCCGUUUAAAAAAGACAGGUGGGGGAACAUGGCCAUCGAUGACGCCAUGCAGUUCGGACAUGCCGUCAUCGUGUCGCUUCUUCAAGAUCAUCAGCAGCUUUCUAACAGAGACACAAUCACGGACACAGACGAGGCCAAGACCAGACUGGACACAAUUACUAGUAUUGCCUCAUGA
This is a messenger RNA of Knipowitschia caucasica, 1770 nucleotides long. Lineage: Eukaryota; Metazoa; Chordata; Actinopteri; Gobiiformes; Gobiidae. The record is from the annotation of a GenBank genome assembly.